AUGGUCACCUGGACCGGCCUACUCUUCGUCCUCUGUGGCGCCCUGACCCCUGCCCUCUGCUGUGAUUGGCUCACACACUACAAGCAACCGAGCAAAGAAGCCCGGGACCUCCUCACUCUCAUGGGCGAUCAGCUGACUGAACAGCACUCUUCAGUUCAUCCGGUUCGAUUCCCAAAACAUCUCUACAAGCAAAUAAAAAACUCUGAGGUGGAGUCAAAGCUGGUUUUCAUCAGAGACAGUCUGCAGCUUAUUUUCUGUCUGUAUCGCCAUGACAACCUGUCAGCCGCUCCCUGGGGCGCCGACAAGACGGAGGGCUUCCUGACGGUCAUCCACAGACAGAUCAUGGAGCUGAGCGCGUGUGUGAGUGGACACGCCCACUUCACUGCUUUCAGCCUACUCACAGGAGCAAACAUGCACCCACACCCACUCUCCUUCACCUCCUCCCAGAGCCUCCUCUUCAUCAGUGCUUCACCUCCUUUCACCUCCUCCCAGAGCCUCCUCUUCAUCAGUGCUUCACCUCCUUUCACCUCCUCCCAGAGCCUCCUCUUCAUCAGUGCUUCACCUCCUCCCAGAGCCUCCUCUUCAUCAGUUUCCACCAACAGUCCAGCCAACAGCAGACUGAGGAGCUACUACAGGACUCUGGCCAACAGUACUCUGUCUUGCUCUGGCUGCGGUACUGCGUCAUGGCAGCUGCUCAGGAAGGAAACCAAACUGCGCCUGGAACAGCUGGAGCUGCUCGUGGCCUCCAUCAGAGUUCCUGCUGCUGCCAGCAGGAGGCGCUCUGCAGCAACGCAACAGCAACGCAACACUGACACAAUAUCCAAAGAGUGUUUCUGA
Molecule: messenger RNA, 837 nt
Organism: Neolamprologus brichardi
Lineage: Eukaryota; Metazoa; Chordata; Actinopteri; Cichliformes; Cichlidae
Source: RefSeq, a predicted model, not a curated record